AUGUCUGUAGCCAUCAGGAAGAAAAGCUGGGAAGAGCAUGUGAGCCAGUGGAUGGGGCUGGCUUUGGAGGCUGUGCAGUGUAACUCAGCAUGUCGCCAUGGGCUCGCAGCUGACAACUUGCAGACCAGCAUGGAACAGGAUGAAGUUUCCAGUGUGGACCACAAAGAGCAAAGUGCUUCCUUCCCAGAGUGCUGCUACAGCGGAGAGCUGAGGGACUGCCCUGCAAAGCAGCUGGGCAGUGCUUCAAAGGAGCUGGAUGAAAACGACAACCACGAGGAUAAGGAGCAGUUUCUGGAGGCCAGCACAGAAACCCUGGUCCACGUGUCUGAUGAUGACAAUGAUUAUUCAGCACUCAACCUGGAGGGUGUCACUUACCACCACACCACUGCUGCAGGAAAUGAGGAAGAUGAGGAAGAGAAUUUAAAUGGAUCAGCCUCCUCAUCACAGGUGCCACCAAUAACAGAGAGCAACAAGGCAGCUGAAGCAUCUGAACUAGUUGGAGGUAUAAGUGAGGAACCUGCCUGUGCCAUAGCUCCUAAAGAGGGGACAGAAGGUGAUGAUGUUUGUGGCAGUACUGGCCAAAGCCUGGAGCUUUGCAGCACUGAAGCUUUAAGGGAAGUGGUAGAUGCAGAGAAGGAAGACUGUCCCAAUUCUCCAAAUGGGAAGGAAAUGAUGGUGCCUGAGAAGCAGCUGCUCCAUGCUGCUGCUGUUGCACAACAGCACUGGAAACCUGAUGGUCCUAAAGAUGGGCCUGGAAAGUCUGAGUGCAGUGUGGCAGAGAGUGGAACUGCCUCUGAGUCAUGCACCAGCACUGACCCACAGCUGCCACCAGCACUGCAGUCCAGCAACUGCCUGAUGCAAUCUGCUCCUUGCUCUGGCACUCUGGCAGUGGAGAAUGGUCUGGAUGAAAGUGGUUUCACAGCCCCUCAAGUGGUCCCUGAAAGCAAAAGCCUUUCCAAUGUGGCUUCAGCAGAAGACAUUCAGCGCUUACAUGUGAGGAACCCUCCAGCCACAGCAGAGCAUGCAGGCAGCCAGGUGAAGCUGCGCAAGAGAAAGGAAGUGCCCGAAGAGCGGGACCAGUCGCGGCUGGAUUCCAUGGUGCUGUUAAUAAUGAAACUGGACCAGCUGGACCAGGACAUUGAAAAUGCUCUCAGUGCAGGCUCUUCCCCAUCCAGCACCCCCACCUACAAACGGAAGCAUGCACCUGAUGCUGAAUUUGGUUCUGAAAGUGGAGUUGAAGUCCCUUCAGCAGGUCCCUCACACACAAACUUGUCUGCUCCUGAUGCAGCACCUCCCUGCCCGGUAGCCAGCUCGGGAGCUAAACCAAAGGCUGGGGCCAUGCCAAUUAUUUCAGAGAAGGAGAAGGCUGAAAUUGAGGCCAAGGAAGCUUGUGACUGGCUGCGGGCUGCUGGCUUCCCUCAGUAUGCACAGCUCUAUGAAGACCUUCUCUUUCCAAUUGACAUCACCCUGGUCAAGCGGGAGCACGACUUUCUGGACAGAGAUGCCAUCGAGGCCUUGUGCAGGCGCUUGAAUACUUUGAACAAAUGUGCAGUGAUGAAGCUAGAAAUUAGUCCACACAGGAAAAGGAGUGAAGAUUCAGACGAAGAUGAACCUUGUGCGAUAAGUGGCAAAUGGACUUUUCAGAGGGACAGCAAGAGGUGGUCAAGGCUUGAGGAGUUUGAUGUGUUCCCUCCAAAGAAGGACCUGAGUGCCCCCUCCCCAGAGGCUCCUCAGCUCAGCAACGCGGUGAGCAGCGAGAGUGUGCUGACAGACCUCAGCGAGCGCCAGGAGGUGGCCUCCAUCCUGAGCCUCAGCAGCACCAGCAGCCACCAGCCCACCCUGCAGAGCGAGACGUCCACCACCAGGACAAACUCAGUGGUGAGCGUUUGCUCCUCGAGCAACUUGGCAGUCAAUGAUGACUCCUUCAGCAGCCUGCCCUCACCCAGGGAGCUGAACAGCUUCAGCUUCGGCAUGAAACCCAGCGAGAAGAACACCAAGUCCAAAACCAAGAGCCUGCUCAAGAGGAUGGAGAGCCUGAAAAUCAAGAGCUCUCACCACAGCAAGAGCAAAGCCCCUUCGAAGCUCGGCCUCAUCAUCAGCGGGCCCAUCCUGCAGGAGAGCAUGGACGAGGACAAACUGAAGCGGCUGAACUGCGUGGAGAUCUCCGCCCUGAACGGCAGCCACAUCAGCCUGCCCAUGGUGCGGAAGAGGAGCGUCUCCAACUCCACCCAGACUAGCAGCAGCAGCAGCCAGUCGGAGACCAGCAGCGCGGUCAGCACGCCCAGCCCCGUCACGCGCACCCGCAGCCUCAGCGCCUGCAACAAGAGGGUGGGCAUGUACCUGGAGGGCUUCGACCCCUUCAACCAGGCCACCUUCAGCGACGUGCUAGAGCAGAACUUCCGCAACCGCGGUGGCUUCGCGGAGGACACUGUCUUCCUCAUCCCUGAGGACCACAAGCCCGGCACCUUCCCCAAGGCGCUCUCCAACGGCAGCUUCGGCCCCACGGAGGGCGGCAGCUCCGUGAACUGGAGGACAGGCAGCUUCCGCGGGCACGGCCACCUCAGCCUGCACAGGGAGAACAGUGGAGACAGCUCCAAGGAGCUGGCCGUGGGCAGGAGGCGCAACUCCUCCAGCUCGGUCAGCAGCCGCCUCAGCAUUUAUGACAACGUGCCCGGCUCCAUCCUCUACUCCAGCACCAGUGACCUGGCCGACCUGGAGAACGAGGACAUCUUUCCAGAGCUGGACGACAUCCUGUACCAUGUCAAGGGCAUGCAGAGGAUAGUGAACCAGUGGUCAGAGAAGUUCUCCGACGAAGGCGACUCCGACUCAGUGCUCGACUCCAUCUCCCCCUGCCCUUCCUCUCCAAAGCAGAUCCAUCUGGAUGUAGACAACGAUCGGACGACCCCCAGUGACCUGGACAGCAUGGGGAAUUCUCUGAACGAGACGGAGGAGCCUGCAGGGAUGCAGGAUAGGAGGGACUCUGGGGUGGGCGCAUCCCUGACGCGGUCCAGCAGGCACAAGCUGAGGUGGCACAGCUUCCAGAGCUCUCACCGGCCCAGCCUCAGCUCGGCAUCUCUGCAGAUCAGCUGCCAGUCGGUGGCACAGAUGAACCUGCUGCAGAAGUACUCCCUGCUGAAGCUGACUGCCCUGCUGGAGAAGUACACACCUUCCAACAAGCAUGGCUUCAGCUGGGCAGUACCAAAAUUUAUGAAGAGGAUAAAGAUGCCAGACUACAAAGACAGGAACGUGUUUGGAGUACCACUGCAAGUGAACGUGCAGCGCAGCGGCCAGCCCCUGCCGCAGAGCAUCCAGCAGGCCAUGCGCUACCUCCGCAGCCACUGCCUGGACCAGGUUGGGCUGUUCAGGAAGUCUGGAGUCAAGUCCAGAAUCCAGGCUCUGCGACAGAUGAACGAGAGCUGCACUGACAGUGUCUGCUACGAGGGGCAGUCUGCCUACGACGUGGCUGACAUGCUGAAGCAGUUCUUCCGUGACCUCCCGGAGCCUCUCAUGACCAACAAACUCUCUGAGACCUUCUUACAGAUCUACCAAUAUGUGCCAAAGGAUCAGCGUCUCCAGGCUAUCAAGGCUGCCAUUAUGCUUCUACCCGACGAGAACAGGGAGGUCCUUCAGAUUCUCCUUUAUUUCCUGAGUGACGUCACAGCUGCAGUGAAGGAGAACCAGAUGACACCAACGAACCUGGCUGUCUGCUUAGCACCUUCCCUCUUCCACCUAAACACUCUCAAAAGGGAGAACUCUUCCCCAAGGGUGAUGCAAAGAAAGCCAAGCCUGGGAAAGCCUGACCAGAAAGACCUGAAUGAAAACCUGGCUGCAACCCAGGGGCUGGCUCACAUGAUCGCUGAGUGCAAGAAGCUCUUCCAGAUCCCCGAGGAAAUGAGCAGGGGUCGGAACUCGUACACGGAGCAGGACCUGCGGCCCCUCAGCCUGGAGGAGCUGCGGGAAGGCAGCAGCACUGCCGAGCCCUCCGACUACCACUGCUACCUGCAGGACUGCGUGGACGACCUGCUCAAGGAGAUGAAGGACAAGUUUAAAGGCUGGGUCAGCUGCUCCACCUCCGAGCAGGCGGAGCUGGCCUACAAGAAGGUCUGUGAGGGUCCCCCACUCCGGCUGUGGAAAUCCACCAUUGAGAUCCCAGCUCCGCCAGAGGAUGUUCUGAAUCGGCUGCUGAAAGAGCAGCACCUCUGGGAUGAGGAUCUGAUAGAUUCAAAAGUGAUUGAGCCUCUGGAUAGCCAGACAGAUAUAUACCAGUAUGUGCAGAACAGCAUGGCCCCUCAGCCAGCCAGGGACUUCGUUGUCUUAAGAACAUGGAGGACAAACUUCCCCAAAGGAGCUUGUGUGCUCCUAGCAACCUCAGUGGACCACGAGCGUGCGGCGGUGGCAGGCGUCAGAGCCAACGUGCUGCUGUUGCGGUAUCUGAUCGAGCCCUGCGGGUCAGGAAAAUCCAAGCUCACCUACAUGUGCAGAAUUGAUUUAAGGGGCCACACGCCAGAUUGGUACACCAAGUCUUUUGGACACUUAUGUGCCUCUGAAGUGGUUAAGAUACGAGACUCCUUCAGUCAUCAGAGUCCUGAGGGCAAGGAAGUAAAGUCCAGGUGA
This is a messenger RNA of Indicator indicator, 4614 nucleotides long. It is a transcript of the gene DLC1, whose product is annotated as DLC1 Rho GTPase activating protein. Lineage: Eukaryota; Metazoa; Chordata; Aves; Piciformes; Indicatoridae. The transcript has 17 exons. Bases 1 to 4614 code for a protein of 1537 amino acids. Gene Ontology annotation, biological process: actin cytoskeleton organization; regulation of Rho protein signal transduction; signal transduction. Gene Ontology annotation, cellular component: membrane raft; focal adhesion. Gene Ontology annotation, molecular function: lipid binding; GTPase activator activity; protein binding. The record is from RefSeq and is a predicted model, not a curated record.